Molecule: messenger RNA, 1068 nt
Organism: Gongylonema pulchrum
Lineage: Eukaryota; Metazoa; Nematoda; Chromadorea; Rhabditida; Gongylonematidae
Source: the annotation of a GenBank genome assembly
AUGAGCAGUGGUGAUUCGAUAUCAACCUAUGAUUAUUUGGUGAUCGGUGGUGGUUCUGGUGGUAUAGCGAGCGCUCGUCGGGCAGCCGAAUUCAAAGUGAACAUGGGAUGUGUGCCAAAAAAAGUGAUGUACAAUUGCUCGCGACAUGCCGAACUAAUCAACGAUCAUGCUGAUUAUGGCUUCGAUCUGACGUUUAAUGGUUUUAAUUGGAAGAAAAUAAAAGAUAGCCGUGAAGCAUAUAUCAGACGCUUAAAUAGUAUUUACGAAUCGAAUCUAUCCAAUUCUGGAGUUGAUUUGAUCCGUGGCAAAGCAUCGUUCACGAAAGAUGGAAUUGUUGUUGUCGGGGAUAAAAGAUAUUUCGGCAAACACAUUUUGAUAGCGGUCGGAGGAUAUCCGAAUAAGCCAUCAUCAAUUCCGGGUGCAGAGUAUGGCACCGAUAGCGAUGGUUUCUUCCAUUUGGAUAGUUUACCGAAGCGUACAGUGGUAGUAGGUGCAGGUUAUAUAGCUGUUGAGUUGUCAUCCAUGCUAGCGCUGUUAGGUUCUGAUACUCAUUUGUUGGUAAAAUCAGUGGAAAGGAGACCGGAUGGUUUACUCACAGUAAACAUAACAAACGGUGUUAUUGAUGAAGUGGAAACCCUAAUAUGGGCAAUUGGCCGUUUGCCACAAACGCGGAGUUUAAACGUUAAUUAUGUGGGUGUAAAAACCGACAAAGAUGGCCGUAUUAUUGUGGAUAAAUAUCAAAAUACAUCGGCAAAAAAUAUAUAUGCACUUGGAGAUUGCUGCGGCAAAGCAUUACUUACGCCAGUUGCGAUUGCCGCUGGCCGACGCUUAGCUCAUCGAUUGUUCAAUAAUGAGCCAGAAAAUCAUUUGGACUAUGAAAAUAUCCCAAGUGUUGUUGGUUUACAUUUACUGGGCGAUGGCGCCGAUGAAAUACUGCAAGGCUUCGCAGUUGCCAUCAAAAUGGGAGCCACAAAGAAGCAAUUUGAUGACACAGUAGCAAUACAUCCAACAAGUGCUGAAGAGUUGGUUACAAUGCGUGGUGGCGUCAGACCAAAUAAAAAGGGUUAA